Messenger RNA from Neurospora tetraspora, 573 nucleotides. RefSeq lists its product as uncharacterized. The record is from RefSeq and is a predicted model, not a curated record. The transcript has a single exon. Lineage: Eukaryota; Fungi; Ascomycota; Sordariomycetes; Sordariales; Sordariaceae. The annotation marks the transcript as partial.
GGUCUCAGUGACGUAUUACAAUCAGCGGUCCCACCUACAAUAGACUUUUUUAAGUCCCUCCCGACACUUCCGAACGAUGCCCUGGUUUGGGGUAUAUACGCCCUUGUUUUCGAAAAGGAGGACCAAUUGCCCAAAUUGUAUAUCGGUUCGGGCACGGAAAGUAAGAUCGGACUCCGGGACCGCUUUAGGGACUACAACAGAGGAGACUUCACAGACUUACCAAGUAAAUGUCUGAAGAAAGGGUGGACUGAAAAACACCGCGGCCUUCUAUGUUGGUCGUCUAUCCCCCCUGAGAUUGAUAUUCCUUUACAGCGUCUCAGGUUCCUGGCAAUCGAAGCCACACUUGCUUUCGCUUUCUCGGUCGUCCGUAACCGUCCUCAGAAAACUGAUGACGUUUGGUCCGAGAUUGUCCCUUGGCCACAGGCCACAUUCCCGUGGGCGCCAUUGUGCACCCACUCCGCUUUCUGGGAGGUACCAAGGGGUAUCGACAAGAUUAACAUAACUUCAGAGGAACUCGAAGAACGUAAGGCGAUGCAGGCACAGAGGAAGUAUUGUCUGACUUGCCAUAGGAAC